GAGAAAAUUAAAGAAGAAAAGAUGGAGUCGGAGAUCCAGAACUUCAUCUGCAUCUGGAUUUCUGCCAUUGCAUCUUCUUGCUACUGUUAUUUCAUACCCAAACACAUCCCUAGCGGCGCCGCUCGUCUUCUCUCCCUUUUCCCCGUCAUCCUCCUCUUUAUCGCCCUCCCUUUCCGCCUCACCGUCUUCCACCUCGCCGCCCCCACCAUCUUCUACCUUGUUUGGCUCGCCAACUUCAAGCUCCUCCUCUUCGCCUUCGACCAUGGCCCUUUGUCAGGCCAUCACUACCCUCCACUGCCUCUCCUCCAUUUCGUCGCUAUUUCUCUUCUCCCCAUCAAACUCUCGCAGGUCAACGUUUCUUCUUCAGAUCCCAGGAACCCAUCAUCGUUCUUAUUUGCCGUAAAAGCCCUUCUGCUGCCUUUAAUCGUGUGGCUUUACAAGUUUAGGCAAUAUUUUAAUCAAAAUGUGGUCUUGGCUAUUUACUGCUGCCAUAUCUAUCUAGGGGUUGAGCUGGUGCUGUUUAUCACGGCGGCUCCGAUUCGAUCCGUUCUUGGGCUGGAACUCGAGCCGCAGUUCAAGGAGCCUUACUUGGCCACCUCGCUCCAAGACUUCUGGGGUCGCCGGUGGAACCUCAUGGUCCCCAAUAUUCUCCGGCCCACGGUGUACUUCCCGGUGCGGAACGUAUCGGCGAAGAUUCUGGGAAAGGAGUGGGCAAAUCUGGCGGCGAUUGUUGCCUCGUUCUUAGUGUCCGGUCUUAUGCACGAGCUGAUAUACUAUUAUCUGAGUCGGGCCAGGCCCACGUGGGAGGUCACGUGGUUCUUUCUCCUACAUGGGGUUUGUGUCGCGGCUGAGGUGAUUGUAAAGAAGAAGGUGUUGGUCGGCGAUUGGCGGCUGAAUAGGGCGUUUUCCGGCCCGCUCACUUUGGGCUUCGUGGCGGUGACCGGUAACAUGCUCUUUUUCCCGCAGAUACUCAGAAAUGGUUUAGACGUCAAGAUCAUAGAUGAGUCCUUCAUGUUGGCACGUUUUGUAAGAGACCAUCUACCAGUUUAAGACUUUUAAGUCCGGGGACCAAGAUCUUAUUAAACCAAGAGUUUCAAGCAAACAGAAGGCAGACCAAAAGAAGCUGAAGGGAAAACCAAUUCUUUUGUAGACUAAGGUAUUUAUUUUGUUGUUGAGAAUUGAACAUUCACAAAUACAGCUUAGCUAAUAUGGAGUAAAGGCUCAUAAAUAUUAUAAAUAUAAAUAGGUGGAGUUCAUUCAUACACAACCUCUGUUACUACACACAAUCAUGGCGAUUCUGCUUUGUAAAAUCUGGGAAUCGGUUAGGCGAAGCUCCUGCGGCGGUGACGAACGGCGGCGCGAUAUGAGCUUCCGCGGCGAAGCUUUUUAAUCGACAUGGCAGCUUCAAAUAUUUGGUGACAGCCUCUGUAAAAUCUGGGAAUUGGUCUUCCACAAGCGAAGCUCCUGCGGCUGUGAGCCGGUGACCAACGGCGGCAUCUAGCAACGAGCAUCCGCAGCGAAGCUUAUUGAUCGACAUGGCAGAUUCAAAUCCUUGGUGGCAGCCUCUGUAAAAUCUGGGAAUCGGUCUUCCACAGGCUAACCUCCUGCGACGGCGACCAACGGUGGCGAUUUAGCGACGAGCAUCCGCGGCGAAGUUUUUUGAUCGACAUGGCAGUUCAAAUCUUUGGUAGCAGCAGUAGCUGGCAGAUUGGAGCAGAUGCGAGGGCAACAGAUGAUAAUGGCGAAGUUUGGUAACGAAUUUGGUGAUGGCUGAUGCUGAGCAAAUUCUCACGAUGUGAAGUAAUGAGAUCUAGCAAAAAAAAAAAAAAGAGCACUGAUGUUGCUAAUAUGAUUAUAAUAAUUAUAAAUUAUUAUUAUUAUUAUUUUUUUGAAAGUUAAAUUAUUAUUUUAUUAGAAAGUGGGGAAUAAAGGUGCCCUCACACC
Messenger RNA from Ipomoea triloba (trilobed morning glory), 1944 nucleotides. Its product is annotated as long-chain-alcohol O-fatty-acyltransferase-like. The transcript has 2 exons. Lineage: Eukaryota; Viridiplantae; Streptophyta; Magnoliopsida; Solanales; Convolvulaceae. The record is from RefSeq and is a predicted model, not a curated record. Gene Ontology annotation, biological process: lipid metabolic process. The coding region runs from base 22 to 1050 and encodes 342 amino acids.